GGGGGCGCCAACGGCCCGGCGGGGCGCUGAGGCGAGGGGCGCGACGGGGCAGCGGCGGCGGCGGGGGGUGGCCGGGGAGGGGCGGCCAGGGCCCGCCGCCAUGGCGCACAAACAGAUUUACUACUCAGACAAGUACGAUGAUGAGGAAUUCGAAUACCGGCAUGUGAUGCUGCCCAAGGACAUCGCCAAGCUGGUGCCCAAGACCCACCUGCUGUCAGAGUCGGAGUGGCGGAACCUGGGGGUGCAGCAGAGCCAGGGCUGGGUCCACUACAUGAUCCACGAGCCAGAGCCCCACAUCCUGCUCUUCCGCCGACCACUGCCCAAGAAGCCGGAGAAGCGAGUGGCCCCCAGUCCACCGAAGGCCCCGGCCCACCCAAGCUGAGACAGCACCUUCCUCCUCCUCGGCGUUCCCGCGGGGCUGCGCCCCACGCCAUGCCAGCGGGUGCUAAUGAUGCUCGGGUGCUAAUGAUGCUCGGUGCCACCCGGGUACUGCCGUGGCCGGUACCGGGGGUCCUCCCAGCCACAAGGCCGGAGCGUGCUUCAAAGCGUCAAUAAAUGGAUGUUUGGGA
Messenger RNA from Falco peregrinus (peregrine falcon), 569 nucleotides. RefSeq names its product CDC28 protein kinase regulatory subunit 1B (gene CKS1B). Gene Ontology annotation, biological process: regulation of mitotic cell cycle. Gene Ontology annotation, molecular function: histone binding; protein kinase binding; cyclin-dependent protein serine/threonine kinase activator activity. The transcript is spliced from 3 exons. Gene Ontology annotation, cellular component: SCF ubiquitin ligase complex; cyclin-dependent protein kinase holoenzyme complex. NCBI's taxonomy places the organism in Eukaryota, Metazoa, Chordata, Aves, Falconiformes, Falconidae. The record is from RefSeq and is a predicted model, not a curated record. Bases 101 to 382 code for a protein of 93 amino acids.